Molecule: messenger RNA, 1854 nt
Organism: Castor canadensis (American beaver)
Lineage: Eukaryota; Metazoa; Chordata; Mammalia; Rodentia; Castoridae
Gene: Bpi
Product: bactericidal permeability increasing protein
Biological process (GO): negative regulation of tumor necrosis factor production; negative regulation of interleukin-6 production; innate immune response
Molecular function (GO): lipopolysaccharide binding
Source: RefSeq, a predicted model, not a curated record
GACAUGGCCAGGGGCCCUGACAACGCGCCAAUAUGGGCAACCCUGGUGGUGCUAGCCUCCAUGGGCACAGCUGUGACAUUGGCCACCAAACCUGGCAUCGUGGCCAGGAUCUCCCAGAAGGGCCUGGACUUCGCCUGCCAGCAGGGAGUGACCGUUCUGCAGAAGCAGCUGCAGAAGAUCCGAGUUCCCGACUUGUCAGGAAGGUUCAAGGUGAAGCACAUUGGGAAAGUACAUUACAGCGUCUACAGCAUAACUAUCGUCAGAUUCCAGCUUCCCAGUCCCCAGAUAAGGCUGCAGCCUGGUGUGGGCCUUAAACUCUCCAUCAACAGUGCCAGCGUCCAGGUCAAGGGCAGGUGCAAGGCGAGAAAGCGUUUUAUCAAAGCAAGUGGCAAGUUUGACCUGAGUUUAGACGGCAUCUCCAUUUCGGCUGAUCUGAAGCUGGGCAGUGACCCCACCUCGGGUCACAUCACCAUCGCCUGCUCCAGCUGCAGCAGCCAUAUCAACAGUGUCCAUCUGCGCUUCAAGAAAAGCAUAGUGGGGUGGCUGAUCCAACUAUUCCGCAAGAAAAUCAAUUCCAUCCUCCGGGAGAAAAUAAACAGCCAGAUCUGCAAGAUAGUAACCAAGUCUGUGUCCUCUAAGCUGCAGCCUUAUAUCCAGACUCUUCCAGUGACAGCCAAAGUCGAUGCUGUGGCUGGGAUUGACUAUCAUCUGGUGGCACCUCUGACAGCCACAGCUGACAACCUGGAUGGGCAGCUAAAGGGGGAGUUUUUCAGGCUGGCACAUCGCAGUCCACCUCCGUUUUCCCCACCAGAAAUGGCAUUUCCCCCUGACCACGACCGCAUGGUGUACAUGGGCAUCUCCGACUACUUCUUCAACACUGCUGGGCUUGUGUACUACGAGGCUGGAGUCUUGAAAAUGACCAUCAACAACCACAUGAUAUCAAGAAAAUCCAAAUUCGAGCUGACAACCAAAUUUCUUGGAACCUUCCUACCCGAGGUGGCCAGGAGGUUCCCCAACAUGAAGGUGCAGUUCCUGGUCUCCGUCUCUGCCCCACCAUACCUGACCACGAGGCCCUCAGGCUUUGCCUUCAGCCCUGCCCUGGAGGCUCAGGCCUUUGCUGUCCUUCCCAACUCCUCCCUAGCCUCCCUCUUCCUGCUUGGCAUGAGUACGAAUGCUUCUUUGAAGGUUGGUGUCCAGGACAGUAGGCUCAUUGGAGAGCUCAACGUGGGCAAGCUGGCCCUGGAACUGAAGCACUCAAACAUUGGCUUCUUCCCGGUAAAGCUUCUGCAGGACAUCAUGAACUAUAUUGUGCCCAUUGUGGUGCUGCCCAAGGUCAAUGAGAAGCUGCAGAGAGGUUUCUCCCUCCCCAUGCCCGCCCAGAUCCAACUCAGCAACCUGAGGCUUCUGACUCAACAGAAUUUUCUGCUACUCGGAGCAGAUGUUCACAGUUUCUGAGGUCCCAAUGGACACCGGCGUGGAAGCACUGGACACUUGUACCCGAGGGGCCCUGUCAUGGGCCACCCUGCUCCAGGAAACCCUCACUAGACCUUGACCGAGGGCCUCACUUCUCUGAAGUCAGAUCCAGGGGAGCGUGUUCAUUGGAAAAGUGUGUGGUUUGUAUUUCAGGGUUUCUGAGUCUCUUUCAGAGCAAAGUUUCCAUUGUAACCAUAGCAUUUCUCUUUGUUCUUCACAAAAAGCCUGUUUUUUUCUGUGGAUUCAUUGGGCUGGUAUUGUUUCUUGUUCUGUGACCAUUCAUUUAUUUAUUCACUGGCUGUAUCCAGCAUGGUUGGCAGUACCAAUCUUCAGUAGCUACCAUAGCCUCUUUUUUCUGCAGUAGUUUCUUGAGUUCCCCCA